UCGUCGUCGUCAUCGUCGUCCCGCCGACCGUUUCUAUUCUAGAGGGAAAAAUCGCCGGCAACCUCGGGAUUCCCGCCGGCAAAUUCUCUUUAAAGCUCCCCGCUCGUUCCACACGCAAAUGUUUCCAUCAAUGGCCGCGGAAUUAAGGUUCUGAGCCUUUGCACGCCGUGCUUCGCGUCGGAGGACGAGGGUGGCUGGCUUCCGGCGAGGCCAUUGUCCCCGGCUUCAACUAGGAGAUUGUUAGGGUAAUUGUUUGCGUUUAUGAUUGGGAUUCAAUUGGGUUCAAAUUCGAACUGCGGUGGAGUUGCGUAGCUUGUGUGUGAAGGUGGUGAUUUAGGCUUUUUUCUCGAGUAUUAUCAUUCUCGGAGAGGGUAGUAUGGGUGAUACUGAAGAUGCUAAUACUGAUACCAUGCGAAAUCUUCAAUGUUCGUUUGGGGCAUCUUCUUCUUCAGCUGUAAAUCUUCCUUUCUCGAUGGAUCAGCUUAAAAUUUCCCAAAUGAACUGCUCACAAAUCCGUCCGCAGCACUUUCAGUCGAAUUUUCUUGGUGAUAAUAAUAAUAGUAGAAGAGCUGGGAUACCUCCUAGUCCCAACUCACCGCAGAUCCCGCCAAUCUCGCCGUAUUCUCAGAUCCCGAUCUCGCGUCCGAUGAACCAGCAAAGUUUCAACCCAGUGCCUACUCAUUCCCGAUCGUUGUCUCAGCCGUCCUUUUUCUCGCUCGAUGCUUUGCCCCCUUUAAGCCCGUCUCCAUUUCGUGAGUCCCCAACUACAUCAAAUUCAGAUCAGGUUUCUGCUGAUACAUCAAUGGAGGAUAGGGACGCCAGUUCACAUUCGUUGUUGCCUCCCUCACCCUCACCUUAUAUGAGGGCCAAUUCUUCUAAGAUUGGGGAUUCUCUACCCCCUCGUAAAGCACAUAGGAGGUCUAGUAGCGAUAUUCCAUUUGGAUUAUCUUCAAUGAUUCAGCCAUCUCCUCUUCUCCCAUUCGGUAGCUCGGGUGGAUUGGAGCGAUCAACAAGUAGUAAAGAGAAUGCGGGCAUGUUAAAGCCGGCUAGCCAGUUUGUUAAGAGAGAACCCAGUUUGGAGAAAAGCGUUGACAACAAUUUGGAAGGAAUGGGUGAGAGGAAAUCGGAUGGGGACAGUGUGGACGACCUAUUUUCUGCUUAUAUGAAUUUGGAUAAUAUUGAUUUGUUUAACUCUUCAGGGACCAACGACAAGAAUGGUCAUGAGAAUCGGGAGGAUUUGGAUAGUAGGGGUAGUGGAACGAAGACAAAUGGUGGUGAUAGUAGUGAUAACGAAGCAGAAAGCAGCGUAAAUGAAAGUGGGGAUAACUCCCAAAUGCCUGGAAUGAAUUCAUCUGCUGAGAAGAGGGAAGGGAUCAAACGAACUGCGGGAGGGGAUAUCGCUCCAACUACCAGACAUUACCGAAGUGUCUCCAUGGAUAGUUUCAUGGGCAAGUUGCAGUUUGGUGACGAGUCACCCAAAAUGCCUCCUACACCACCUAGUGUUCGUCCAGGACAAAUUUCUUCAAAUAAUUUAGUUGAUGGUAAUUCAGGUCCAUUCAGCUUGGAGUUUGGUAAUGGUGAGUUCAGUGGGGCUGAACUGAAGAAAAUUAUGGCAAAUGACAAACUUGCUGAGAUUGCUCUAACUGAUCCCAAGCGUGCAAAGAGGAUCUUGGCAAACCGUCAAUCUGCUGCUCGAUCAAAAGAACGGAAGAUGCGGUAUAUAUCUGAGUUGGAACACAAGGUUCAGACUCUUCAGACAGAAGCUACCACGCUGUCUGCCCAACUCACACUUCUACAGAGAGAUUCAGUUGGACUUACAAACCAGAACAAUGAGCUGAAGUUUCGGCUCCAAGCCAUGGAACAACAAGCACAACUACGGGAUGCUCUAAAUGAAGCCUUGACCGCAGAGGUUCAGAGGUUGAAGCUCGCUACAAACGAGUUAAACGCGCAGUCUCAUCCGUCUAAUGGAGUAAUGCCUCAACCUACCAUCAGUCACCAUAGCCUCCAGCUCCAGCACCAGCAGCAGCAGCGCCAUCAACAGCAACAAAUGCAGCAGAAUGGCAGUUCAGCCACAGAACCAGAGUCCAAUCAGAAGUAGUUUGUUGAAGAUGGAUGAGAGCUUCAUUAUCUCUUUGAUCACCUUGUUCAUCACCAUUAUUGUAAGCUAGCUAAGCUUUCUUAUAUUAUUAUUUAUUAUUUGACAUAUUAUUGGCAUUUGUCAAAUAGUAUCUAUCUUGUAAUUCAACACAGUCCUUUUUAAAGUUGUGUAGAUCACACACUUCACUUUAUAAUAUGCUUUACUUUUAAUUCUUUAGUGAAUGUAGGCUACCUUGUCACCCAAAAAAGAGAAGUGUUCUUUGGAUGAUAAUUAAUUACUUUAUAUGUUAUUUGUAGCA
Molecule: messenger RNA, 2396 nt
Organism: Momordica charantia (bitter melon)
Lineage: Eukaryota; Viridiplantae; Streptophyta; Magnoliopsida; Cucurbitales; Cucurbitaceae
Product: bZIP transcription factor 29
Biological process (GO): regulation of DNA-templated transcription
Cellular component (GO): nucleus
Molecular function (GO): DNA-binding transcription factor activity
Source: RefSeq, a predicted model, not a curated record